AAAAGGUGCAAAUUCCUUUCAAGUACCAUGGUGAUCUUUUGUUUGAUGCUUGUUUGUACAUGGGAACGGCCACAGCGUCGUGUAAAAGUCGUUCAACGCAAGUGAUGGGACGGGAAAAGGACUCCUUAUCCCAAACAGAGGAGUAAAAUAAGCUUUUAAUUUUGGCGUCGCAUGCAUCGUCGUCCACAGCCAGACACUGGAGAAAAAUAAAAAUAAGCACAGAGGGAGGGAGGGAAUUAGGAAGAAAUGUCGAGCUCUCAUUGGUUUCCUUGUACUACAUCUCCUAUUCCUUGCUCUUCUAUCUCUCGCCACUACUUUAUCCGCCUACCCGCCUUGCCGACUCCGGCUAUCUCAACCAACUCCGCCAGAAAUCUCAGGGUCAAAUUGACAUCCGAUUCUCUUACUCCGCCUGAAAACCGCAUCGUUGUGGGAUGUGGAAUUGCGGUCGUUGAUUACUUGGCGGCUGUGGCGGCGUAUCCUAAGCCCGACGAAAAGAUCAGAACCACGAGCUCGAAGGUUCAAGGAGGUGGAAACGCGGGAAAUGCAUUAACCUGUUUGGCUCGUUUGGGCUUAAAUCCAAGGCUAAUUUCCAAGGUUGCGGAUGACACUCAAGGUAGGGGUAUUUUGGACGAGCUCAAAGCUGAUGGUGUGGAUACUUCCUUUUUCGUGGUUUCCAAGGAGGGUAAUUCACCAUUUACCUAUAUCAUUGUUGACAACCAAAUGAAAACUCGUACUUGUAUCCAAACCCUCGGAUAUCCUCCAAUGAAACCAGAUGACCUUUCCCGAGCACGUUUAUUAUCUGCAUUAGAUGGUGCGAGAAUUUUCUAUUCUGAUGGAAGAUUGCAUGAAACUGCUUUAAUUCUUGCGCAAGAGGCAGUUCGCAGGAGGAUACCCAUCUUAAUUGAAGCAGAAAGGGUAAGAGAAGGGUUGGAUGAUCUCCUGAAAUUAGCUGAUUAUGCCAUAUGCUCAGCAAAAUUUCCACAGGCAUGGACAGAGGCACCAUCUGUUCCAAGUGCACUUGUUUCGAUUCUUUUGAGAUUGCCAAAUAUCAAGUUUGUGAUUGUGACCUUGGGUGAAGAAGGAUGCAUAAUGCUUGAGAGAAGUGUUGGGGAGGGUCCGCAGACAGAAGAAAUUGAUGUAGAAAUCUUAAUAGAAUCAUUAAAGCAGAAAAAGGAUGAAAGUGUAGCCAUCCCAACAUACAUAUUAUCGCCAGUGACAAGAUUGAGAGCGAAUGGCAUAGGGACAGUAUGUGGGCGGUUAUUACUUGGAACGGCUGAGAAGAUACCACCAUCAGAACUUAUUGAUACAACUGGUGCUGGGGAUGCAUUUAUUGGAGCUGUAGUUUAUGCUUUAUGUACCGACAUGCAGCCAGAAACAAUGCUGCCAUUUGCAGCUCAAGUGGCAGCAGCAAACUGUAGAGCUUUGGGGGCUCGAACUGGUCUUCCACUACGCUCGGAUCCACGCCUGGCAUCGUUUUUACAUCAGAGUUCCAAAGUGAGGGUCACAUCUUCAGCGAUGUAAAUGGGAAGCAUGGGAUUCAGCAUGCAAGAUGGGCUUUUUAUGUUUUAUGUUUAUUCGUCCACUUGUUUUCGGUUGUCUUUUUAUAAAAAUAAAAAAUAAACGUUUUGUUUAUAUUUAUUUCAGAUUUUCUUGUAUCUAUGAUCAUUUCACUAUUUUAGUAAAAGGAUCAGGAUGCCACACAUGCUUUCCUUCAACAGCAA
Molecule: messenger RNA, 1721 nt
Organism: Carya illinoinensis
Lineage: Eukaryota; Viridiplantae; Streptophyta; Magnoliopsida; Fagales; Juglandaceae
Product: ketohexokinase-like
Exons: 13
Coding region: 247-1521 (424 amino acids)
Molecular function (GO): kinase activity
Source: RefSeq, a predicted model, not a curated record